Aspergillus steynii IBT 23096 is the source of this 987-nucleotide messenger RNA. RefSeq lists its product as uncharacterized. NCBI's taxonomy places the organism in Eukaryota, Fungi, Ascomycota, Eurotiomycetes, Eurotiales, Aspergillaceae. The transcript has a single exon. Bases 1 to 987 code for a protein of 328 amino acids. The record is from RefSeq and is a predicted model, not a curated record.
AUGCUGCGACCGCGUUUUCCAAGUGGCGGGAAAAUCUCCCGUGUGUAUCGCACCGACCCAAAGAAGCUCCCCAAGGCCUUACUUUUGUUUACGCUGCGACUGGUAUACUGGUCCGCCAUUCAUCUCGGCUGUCCGGUGAUCGCGAUCAUAUCUGUCGAGUGUAUAAUCUCGGCGAAUGGACUACCCACGGAACCCAUCGCUCACUCAACGGGUCAAAUGCUUGUCUUGGCGAUGGGAAUUGCCAACUUGGCUGCGCUGCUCUGGGAGAUAGCAUCGGAUUAUUGGAUUCAGGUGCAAAGGUCGUCGUCCCAUCUGCAAGACACACUCAGCAUGCACACGUACUACUCCUCCAAACCUCCUGAUGAAGAGCAACUGGAGUCGAUUUUGGCAGAGCUUCUCUACUCAUCUCGCCAUUGGGGGCUUGUCCCUGGGAUGUUUAUCACCCACAUGCGGAAACAGUCUCUCGCGUCUCUGCUCCAAACAGCGUUAGUCCGUGAGCUAGUGAAGAAGUUGAAUGCGACCGUAGAGAAAGACAAGGCUCCGGCCCCGAUCGAGCGAUACUUUGAGAUCAGAGCGGCAGAAAAGCUACGCUCAAGCCACAGUGAUAACGGCGAUUAUAAAGAAGUCGCACUGUGCCAGGCAGCGGCACAUGGCGAUCUUAGCGCUUUGCAGAUCCUGCUAUUUGAUUAUGGUGGGAAUGAAAAGGGUGGGAAAUUUCGUGUUUGCGAUGAAAAAGAGGAGAUCGUGCUGCCUGUUCCUCAAUCCGCAGAUGGCAUCAUGAAGCUCUGCGAUCUGGCCAGACUGUUCGAGUGUGCGGCAGACGAAGGAUCUCAAUGGGAAACAAGUCGCUUGUUGAACAAGUACUGUGAGUACUUAAGAGAACAAGCGACGCAAAUGGAUGGGACUUCGGAUACGUCUUCAACCGUAACAUUAUCCGAGUCGGUGGUCAAGGAGUCCUCUGUCCAUGCUCCACGCUCUACGGUCUAA